AUGUUCUCCCCCAGGCUAAUGGAGGAGAUAUUGUUUAUCGCUAUUGUUUUAAUUAGCAGUUUAACACUUGCAAAUGAGUCCUCCAGACCUUCUGCGCUUUCUCCCCUCUGCCGAAAGAGGGCACUCGCCACGACACGCCGAUUUCUUAUGGUCCUAAUAGGCUUCCCAGGCACAGUGCGCGUGCGCCUAUCCUGUCCCAGGUGUCCAGCUUUGUGCCUGAUUGAUGUAAUCCCGGCUGCGGUCGGCGCGCAGUUUUCAGUCAGGGCGGAACUGCGGGAAAAGAGCGUUCACUGGACCCAGAACGCCUCUGGGCCUCCGGGCCGAAGGGUUCUGGGCGGUCCUGGAAGGGUCUGGCGGCGAGUCGGGCAGCCCACGAGGGCGGGGAGGGCGGGGCCGGCCCCUCAGGGUCCUGGGCGUCGGUCGUCGGUGGGGCCGGAGCUGGGCGCGGAGCCCCUGACAGUGCAGACGCCCAGCGGCAGCAGGAUGAGUGUGGAGGCAAGUGCCCGGCCUCUGCGGGUGGGCUCCCGUGUAGAGGUGAUUGGAAAAGGCCACCGAGGCACUGUGGCCUAUGUUGGAGCCACACUCUUUGCCACUGGCAAAUGGGUAGGCGUGAUUCUGGAUGAAGCAAAGGGCAAAAAUGAUGGAACUGUUCAAGGCAGGAAGUACUUCACUUGUGAUGAAGGGCAUGGCAUCUUUGUGCGCCAGUCCCAGAUCCAGGUAUUUGAAGAUGGAGCAGAUACUACUUCCCCAGAGACACCUGAUUCUUCUGCUUCAAAAGUCCUCAAAAGAGAGGGAACUGAUACAACUGCAAAGACUAGCAAACUGCCCACCCGCCCAGCCAGUACUGGGGUGGCUGGGGCCAGUAGCUCCCUGGGACCCUCUGGCUCAGCGUCAGCAGGUGAGCUGAGUAGCAGUGAGCCCAGCACCCCGGCUCAGACUCCGCUGGCAGCACCCAUCAUCCCCACGCCGGUUCUCACCUCUCCUGGAGCAGUCCCCCCACUUCCUUCCCCAUCCAAGGAGGAGGAGGGACUAAGGGCUCAGGUGCGGGACCUGGAGGAGAAACUAGAGACCCUGAGACUAAAACGGGCGGAAGACAAAGCAAAGCUAAAAGAGCUGGAGAAACACAAAAUCCAGCUGGAGCAGGUGCAGGAAUGGAAGAGCAAAAUGCAGGAGCAGCAGGCCGACCUGCAGCGGCGCCUCAAGGAGGCGAGAAAGGAAGCCAAGGAGGCGCUGGAGGCAAAGGAACGCUAUAUGGAGGAGAUGGCUGAUACUGCUGAUGCCAUUGAGAUGGCCACUUUGGACAAGGAGAUGGCUGAAGAGCGGGCUGAGUCCCUGCAGCAGGAGGUGGAGGCACUGAAGGAGCGGGUGGACGAGCUCACUACUGACUUAGAGAUCCUCAAGGCUGAGAUUGAAGAGAAGGGCUCAGAUGGCGCUGCAUCCAGUUAUCAGCUCAAGCAGCUUGAGGAGCAGAAUGCCCGCCUGAAGGAUGCCCUGGUGAGGAUGCGGGAUCUUUCUUCCUCAGAGAAGCAGGAGCAUGUGAAGCUCCAGAAGCUCAUGGAAAAGAAGAACCAAGAGCUGGAAGUUGUGAGGCAACAGCGGGAGCGUCUGCAGGAGGAGCUAAGCCAGGCAGAGAGCACCAUUGAUGAGCUCAAGGAGCAGGUGGAUGCUGCUCUGGGUGCUGAGGAGAUGGUGGAGAUGCUGACAGAUCGGAACCUGAAUCUGGAAGAGAAAGUGCGCGAGUUGAGGGAGACUGUGGGAGACUUGGAAGCGAUGAAUGAGAUGAAUGAUGAGCUGCAGGAGAAUGCACGUGAGACAGAACUGGAGCUGCGGGAGCAGCUGGACAUGGCAGGCGCGCGCGUUCGUGAGGCCCAGAAGCGUGUGGAGGCAGCCCAGGAGACGGUUGCAGACUACCAGCAGACCAUUAAGAAGUACCGCCAGCUGACCGCCCAUCUACAGGAUGUGAAUCGGGAACUGACAAACCAGCAGGAAGCAUCUGUGGAGAGGCAACAGCAGCCACCUCCAGAGACUUUUGACUUCAAAAUCAAGUUUGCUGAGACUAAGGCCCAUGCCAAGGCAAUUGAGAUGGAAUUGAGGCAGAUGGAGGUGGCCCAGGCCAACCGACACAUGUCCCUGCUGACAGCCUUCAUGCCUGACAGCUUCCUUCGGCCAGGUGGGGACCAUGACUGCGUCCUGGUGCUGCUGCUCAUGCCUCGUCUCAUUUGCAAGGCAGAGCUGAUCCGGAAGCAGGCCCAGGAAAAGUUUGAACUAAGUGAGAACUGUUCAGAGCGGCCUGGGCUGCGAGGAGCUGCUGGGGAGCAACUCAGCUUUGCUGCUGGACUGGUGUACUCGCUGAGCCUGCUGCAGGCCACGCUACACCGCUAUGAGCAUGCCCUCUCUCAGUGCAGUGUGGAUGUGUAUAAGAAAGUGGGCAGCCUCUACCCUGAGAUGAGUGCCCAUGAGCGCUCUUUGGAUUUCCUCAUUGAACUGCUGCACAAGGAUCAGCUGGAUGAGACUGUCAACGUGGAGCCUCUCACCAAGGCCAUCAAGUACUAUCAGCAUCUGUACAGCAUCCACCUUGCCGAACAGCCUGAGGACUGUACUAUGCAGCUGGCUGACCACAUUAAGUUCACGCAGAGUGCUCUGGACUGCAUGAGUGUGGAGGUAGGACGGCUGCGUGCCUUCUUGCAGGGUGGGCAGGAGGCUACAGAUAUUGCCCUCCUGCUCCGGGAUCUGGAAACUUCAUGCAGUGACAUCCGCCAGUUCUGCAAGAAGAUCCGAAGGCGAAUGCCAGGGACAGAUGCUCCUGGGAUCCCAGCUGCACUGGCCUUUGGACCACAGGUAUCUGACACGCUCCUAGACUGCAGGAAACACUUGACAUGGGUCGUGGCUGUGCUGCAGGAGGUGGCAGCUGCUGCUGCCCAGCUCAUUGCCCCGCUGGCGGAGAAUGAGGGGCUACCUGUGGCUGCUCUGGAGGAACUGGCUUUCAAAGCAAGCGAGCAGAUCUAUGGGAUCCCCUCCAGCAGCCCCUAUGAAUGUCUGCGCCAGUCAUGCAACAUCCUCAUCAGUACCAUGAACAAGCUGGCCACAGCCAUGCAGGAGGGGGAGUAUGAUGCAGAGCGGCCCCCCAGCAAGCCUCCACCAGUUGAGUUGCGGGCUGCUGCCCUUCGUGCAGAGAUCACAGAUGCUGAAGGCCUGGGUUUGAAGCUCGAAGAUCGAGAGACAGUUAUUAAGGAGUUGAAGAAGUCACUCAAGAUUAAGGGAGAGGAGCUAAGUGAGGCCAAUGUGCGUCUGAGCCUCCUGGAGAAGAAGUUGGACAGUGCUGCCAAGGAUGCAGAUGAGCGCAUCGAGAAAGUCCAGACUCGGCUGGAGGAGACCCAGGCACUGCUGCGGAAGAAGGAGAAAGAGUUUGAGGAGACAAUGGAUGCACUCCAGGCUGACAUCGACCAGCUGGAGGCAGAGAAGGCAGAACUAAAGCAGCGGCUGAAUAGCCAGUCCAAGCGCACGAUUGAGGGGCUCCGGGGCCCUCCUCCUUCAGGCAUUGCUACUCUGGUCUCUGGCAUUGCUGGUGAAGAACAGCAGCGAGGAGCCGUCCCUGGGCAGGCUCCAGGGUCUGUGCCAGGCCCAGGGCUGGUGAAGGACUCACCACUGCUGCUUCAGCAGAUCUCUGCCAUGAGGCUGCACAUCUCCCAGCUCCAGCAUGAGAAUAGCAUCCUCAAGGGAGCCCAGAUGAAGGCAUCCUUGGCAUCCCUGCCCCCUCUGCAUGUCGCAAAGCUAUCCCAUGAGGGCCCUGGCAGUGAGUUACCAGCCGGAGUGCUGUAUCGUAAGACCAGCCAGCUGCUGGAGACAUUGAAUCAAUUGAGCACACACACGCAUGUAGUAGACAUCACUCGCACCAGCCCUGCUGCCAAGAGCCCGUCGGCCCAACUUAUGGAGCAAGUGGCUCAGCUUAAGUCCCUCAGUGACACCAUCGAGAAGCUCAAGGAUGAGGUCCUCAAGGAGACAGUAUCUCAGCGCCCUGGAGCCACAGUACCCACUGACUUUGCCACCUUCCCUUCAUCAGCCUUCCUCAGGGCCAAGGAGGAGCAGCAGGAUGACACAGUCUACAUGGGCAAAGUGACCUUCUCGUGUGCGGCUGGUCUUGGACAGCGACACCGGCUGGUGCUGACCCAGGAGCAGCUGCACCAGCUUCACAGUCGCCUCAUCUCCUAAGCACUCCUUUCCCCUGCUGUCCCCUUCGACCCUCAGCCCUCUGGUGCCGCUCUGCCCGAUGCACAGCCACCUCAGCCAGCCCCCAGGUAGAAACAUGUGGGUUAAGCUCUUCCUACCCUGUUCAGCUUCACUCCCACCCUUUCAGCGUCCUGCCCCUUCACCUUGACCCGGGUUCCCCCACUCCCAUUCCCUGGCCUCUGCCAUAAUUUGCUGUUCAACUGCUCCCUCCUUCCUGAGGGGCCUCAGGGCUUGUGGCGGGUAGGCUGAGACCCCACCACCAAAGGUUAAGUGAGGUCCCCUUGAUUGAGGACGUCACCCCUUGAUUAAAGCAACUUCUGCUUCAGUG
This is a messenger RNA of Symphalangus syndactylus (siamang), 4555 nucleotides long. It is a transcript of the gene DCTN1, whose product is annotated as dynactin subunit 1. Gene Ontology annotation, biological process: establishment of mitotic spindle orientation; nuclear migration. The record is from RefSeq and is a predicted model, not a curated record. NCBI's taxonomy places the organism in Eukaryota, Metazoa, Chordata, Mammalia, Primates, Hylobatidae. Gene Ontology annotation, cellular component: spindle pole; axon; kinetochore.